UCUACCUGUGGCUGGGACUUUAUAAAGUGAACAAGCACAUCUUUCUGUCCAGUCUCAGCUUGUGGUAAAGCCUAUCAACUAUGAGGACCCUUUACCUCCUGUGUGCGUUGUUCUUCUUGGUUUUGAUGCCUGUUCCAGGGUUUGGCGGAAUCAUAAACACAGUCCAAAGAUAUUACUGCAGAAUACGAGGAGGCCGAUGUGCUGUGCUCAGCUGCCUUCCACGCGAGGAGCAGAUUGGCCACUGUUCUUCCCGUGGCCGAAAAUGCUGCCGAAGAAAGAAAUAAAAAAUUCCAGAAAUGCAAGGAAGAUGUUGUGAAGUGUAGAAAUGUCUAUUUAAAGCUUAUAAAAGUAAAAUCAAAGUAAAUGUUUUUUAAAUAAAAUGGAAAAUUGAUUUUUAAAAAUCUGGCUAUUAUAGUAGUUGUGACCAAAUACACAACUAAGAAAUCCUUAA
This is a messenger RNA of Nycticebus coucang (slow loris), 451 nucleotides long. RefSeq names its product beta-defensin 103A-like. Gene Ontology annotation, cellular component: extracellular region. Gene Ontology annotation, biological process: defense response to bacterium; cell chemotaxis. Lineage: Eukaryota; Metazoa; Chordata; Mammalia; Primates; Lorisidae. The transcript is spliced from 2 exons. Gene Ontology annotation, molecular function: chemoattractant activity; CCR6 chemokine receptor binding. The record is from RefSeq and is a predicted model, not a curated record. Bases 81 to 284 code for a protein of 67 amino acids.